Ictalurus furcatus (blue catfish) is the source of this 1236-nucleotide messenger RNA. RefSeq names its product proteasome 26S subunit, non-ATPase 10 (gene psmd10). Gene Ontology annotation, molecular function: protein binding. The transcript is spliced from 5 exons. The record is from RefSeq and is a predicted model, not a curated record. The coding region runs from base 294 to 974 and encodes 226 amino acids. NCBI's taxonomy places the organism in Eukaryota, Metazoa, Chordata, Actinopteri, Siluriformes, Ictaluridae.
CCUGCAAAUGCUAUUGAAGUUAGAAUCGUGUAUAACAAUGUCGUAUGUAACUUUAGAGACGGUCCCUUAAUUUCCGCAUAUCUGUGAAUAUUGAACGUCCAACGUCACGCCAACUUUAUGCCAGUUAUGUAUCUGUAUAGACAGUGGUGUUCAUUAAAAUAUCUUUUUUUGUUUUUUGUUUUUUUUCAUGGUUUAACAAUACUUUAAAUUUGAAAUCUUGAAAGUUUCCAUACCGGAUACGUUUGAGUGUAACAUCCGCUGUGAACACUACGGGAAUAUUGUGGGACGUUAUUAUGGAGGGCUCUGUGUCCAAUUUAGAGAUCUGUAAUUUGGCCUACACGGGCAAAAUUGAGCAACUGAAAAAAUGUAUUUUGUCUGACAGAAGUCUGGCAGCGAGAACAGAUCAGGACCACAGGACUGCUUUGCACUGGGCAUGUUCAGCUGGACAUGCACAUAUCGUACAGUUUCUUUUGGAUCUUGGUGUUGAGGUGGAUAUUAAGGAUGAUGCGUCUUGGACUCCUCUGCAUAUUGCAGCUUCUGCAGGAAGAGAGGAGAUUGUUAAAUCUCUGAUAGGCAGAGGAGCACAACUCAAUUCAGUCAACCAAAAUGGCUGCACCCCAUUACAUUAUGCAGCAUCAAAGGAUAAAUAUGAGAUAGCCGUGCUUUUGCUGGAAAAUGGUGCUGACCCUAAUGCCACAGAUAAACUAGAAUCCACACCCCUACACCGAGCCUCAGCAAAGGGGAACUAUCGUCUCAUCCAACUUCUCUUAAAACAGAGUGCUUCUACUAAUAUUCAGGACUCUGAGGGCAACACACCUCUCCAUCUUGCAUGUGAUGAGGAGCGAGUAGAGGCUGCAAAGCUCUUAGUCGAACAUGGUGCCAGCAUUUACAUUGAGAAUAAGGAUGAAAAGACACCUUUACAGAUUGCCAAAGGUGGACUUGGUAAUAUUCUCCGGAGGAUUGUAGAAGGCUGAAGUGAUUAUGAGAAGGUUUGUGCGUCAGCUGCUUCAGGCUGGUCGGCUCUACAGAUGCGAGGAGCUUCUGUCCCAGAGGAUGGUGGACAGUGAACAAAAAGUGUUCAUGAAUUUAAAAUAAAACAAAAAACUAGAGCCUGGCCUUGAUUGUAUGUGGGAGUGAAGUUUGAAAAGUACAUGGUCGAUGUUUUUGAAAGAUUUUCCUCUUUUUUUUGUAUUUGUGGUUUAAUAAAAUUUGCGCUUCUCUUCAACAUUUAACACA